This is a messenger RNA of Penicillium samsonianum, 1383 nucleotides long. RefSeq lists its product as uncharacterized. Gene Ontology annotation, biological process: regulation of DNA-templated transcription. The coding region runs from base 1 to 1383 and encodes 460 amino acids. The transcript has 3 exons. Gene Ontology annotation, molecular function: zinc ion binding; DNA-binding transcription factor activity, RNA polymerase II-specific. The record is from RefSeq and is a predicted model, not a curated record. NCBI's taxonomy places the organism in Eukaryota, Fungi, Ascomycota, Eurotiomycetes, Eurotiales, Aspergillaceae.
AUGGAUCACACAUACGACAAUCUGUCCGGACUAGACCAAGCCCAAGCCCGGCAUAACUCGACCAUUUCUAUGGCUCGAACCAUGCGUGUGGGCAAGGAGCGCAAUCUUGUUGUAGAGCGGGAUGAAAAGCCACGGAAACAGAGGAAGCGAGCCCUAGUCGCAUGUAAUCGAUGCCGGAAGAGAAAAAUAAAGUGCAACGGUGAUCUUAACACUGGCCUGGCUUGUUCCAGCUGCCGUAGUGUUGGAGCAACAGAAUGCCAAUACAUACGAGUCAACUCUUUGGCCCCCGAAGACGCUGCCAGAGAAGCAGCUAGGCUUUAUGCAACCAAAGGCCACGGAAGAUCAAUUCUCAUGGGCUCCCCUCAAAUGCGGGCUCCAUACCGAGAAGAAUACGAGCUGGAUAUCCAGUCCAACUUCUCACGGCAACCCGUCGGCAUGGACCACCACUAUGAUGACCAUUCAGCCAACUACCACGGCCAAACACCGCCAGGGUACAUGCUAUCUAGCACUUCGGGAGCAAUGCUCGACUACGGUACCGCGGCCGCGGCAUGGGGGAACCGGGCCUGGGAUCUGAACGGCAGACCCACCAACGGCGAAUUCUUCGAAGAACAAAGCGGCAACAUGAACCAAGCUGCCUACGGCUUCGUCCUCCCAGGCCAUGGCAUGUCCACCGAGAUCACAGACGCUGUAGACCGGACCCUCCCAGCACCCCCAACCUGCCGAAGCCAGCCCCAGCAAAACGUCAACCUCUCAACCCUCCCAGACGGCCUCUCAGGCAUGACCCUAGCCACAGAUGCUAAGGGCUGGAACUCACGGUACACAACCUCCCCAGACGGCCGCACAGUCCCAAUGCCCACCCUCCCAAGCAACGGUCUUUACAAUAUCACCCCCUCACGCGUCAAGUCAACCGACUCAGACGACGGAACACCAGACCUCGUCUUCGGAUACAUCCCCAUGUCUAGCACCCAAGAUCCCUCCCCUCUCCCCGCAGCCUCAUCCUCCAUGGCCCCCUCAGCUGCAAACCCACCCUACCCAGCCCUAGACACGAUAGAGAGCACUCUUGUGGGCGAGUACAGCACCUCCGAUGCACGUCUGGGACGCACCGGACAGCGUCUUCUCGUGCUAAGUUCUGAUUGCGCACCCGAUGUGUAUGGGUACUCGGGCAGUGAGCGCAAGAAGUCCAGGGGUGUUAUUGAGGGUGAUGUGCGUUACUCGGCGCCGACGCUUGUGAAUGGGUUGCCCUAUACGCGUGUUCGACAUGCGGACUCGGCGGUUGGUCUGCCGUAUGGUUUUUUGCCUGAUGGCUUGUCUGACUAUGGGCGGUCGGUUGAUAGUCUCCAUCGGUCUCCGGUUUCGCCUCUGGGUCGUCAGGGGGCGUAUUGA